Molecule: messenger RNA, 784 nt
Organism: Paralichthys olivaceus (Japanese flounder)
Lineage: Eukaryota; Metazoa; Chordata; Actinopteri; Pleuronectiformes; Paralichthyidae
Source: RefSeq, a predicted model, not a curated record
AUGAACGUCACAGCUAAAGCAGCUAAUGGGUUUCUUAAGGACAAAGACGUCCCAGUCUCAUCUCAGAGUGUCAGUACAGCUGAACAGUACUUUGAUAAUUCCAGUGUGGAGUGUGCCAUACAGUCCUGUCCUGAGCUACUACAGAAAGAUUUCCAGUCCAUGUUUCCUGAGGCUCCAUCCUCUGGUAUGAUGGUGGUCACAGUAACCCAGAAGACCAAGAAUGACAUGACAUCAUGGUGUGCUGAGGUGGAGGAGGAGAGAGAGCAGAUGCUUAGCAAGUUUAUGGAUGGAGCCCAGGAGAUCUGCUGUGCGCUGCAAAAAGAAGGAUUCUGGGCGGACUUUAUCGACCCUUCCUCAGGCCUGGCGUUCUUUGGCUCGUACACCAACAACACACUGUUUGAGACCGAUGACAGGUACCGUCACCUGGGUUUCCAGAUCGAGGACCUGGGCUGCUGCAGAAUGAUCAGACAUGCUCUGUGGGGGACACAUGUUUUUGUGGGAACAAUAUUCACCGAUGCACCACCUAGCAGCUUGAUUAUGAAGAAGCUUCAGGGCAGCUGAACAUAAGUUCAUGGACUGUGGGCUGCUAUUAAAACUGUUUAAAACCCUGUCUGGACUGUUUUAACACUAUUUUAACACUUCUUUAAGAACAUCAUAAGCUGACAGUGUAUUUUACUUAUGUGGCACAUUUGUAUAAAUAUUACAUCACAUUGAUUUAUAUUUAUGGAUUCAGAUGUCACAGGCAAAUGCUGCUGUAAUCACAUUAAAAUAUUUCUUGACUAAA